UGUGUUUCAGAAAAACUGUCAAAAAUGUCUGUUAAACAACUAACUUUGCUUGAUUUGCCCAUAAAAAUUGCGAAUGAAAUUCUGGAAAAACUAGAACCCGUGGAAUUACUAAUCUCCCGGAAAGUAUGUCGAAGUUUACGGAGUGCAAUUGAUGAAAACGUUCAUUUCAACAAAAUCUCAAUUGAAUUGUGCAACUGCUACGUUUCGAUAUAUUUCGACGAAAUUGAAAUCAUCUACUCUGUAACAAUGAAUGGUAGAUCAUAUAUGCAAAGCAAUAGGCAAAACAAAACCAUAGAAGGUGUAAACUGUAUGGAAGCAGCUUUCAAGGACCUGAAGAUACUUCUGAAACAUACAUCUAAGUUAUACAUUUCCAGCAAAACAAGAGAUAGAGAAAACAUUGUCAGCUUACUUGUAGAUAUCCUGAAGGAAGAUGUGAAUAUCCACGUGGAAACUAUAGCCCUGACUUUUAUCCCAUUAGAUAAGGUUUUAACAAUCCUUCCGUUACUAAAUGCUAAAACGCUACGAGAGAUUUCAUUGUGGGAAUCUUUCGAAAUUGACCAAUUCAAGAAAAUAACUAGUUUGGAUCAAUGGAAGAACGCGAAAAAAUUCAGUUUUCAACUUUUCCCGUUUAAUUGUGAAUACAUUGUACAUCUCUUUCAUUUUGAAGAGUUUAGUAUUAAAACUGAUAAAUUUCCAAUGCAAAGUGUGAUUAAAGUUCGAGAUGAUCUGCUGCAAAGAUGUACGUUUAAAAAAUGCACAGUUUCGGUUGAAAAAUUUAGUGUGAAGCCUGUCGAAAUUGCAAGAACAUUCCAACCGGAUUAUACUGGUGGUGAUGCGUUUAAACUGGAUUAUUCAAACGGAAAAUCCAAAUUUGAAAUAAACUUUGGAGAUUGUCCCAAAGAAAGGCGCGCUUGGAAGUUUGAAAUCAAAAAAUGCUAACGAUUUGUGUUUCGUAUUAUUUUCUAUUGUCAUUUUUAUAUUUCCUUAUGUAUAAAGCAUCGAUUUCUGG
Molecule: messenger RNA, 1009 nt
Organism: Caenorhabditis elegans
Lineage: Eukaryota; Metazoa; Nematoda; Chromadorea; Rhabditida; Rhabditidae
Gene: fbxa-29
Product: F-box domain-containing protein
Exons: 3
Coding region: 25-939 (304 amino acids)
Source: RefSeq, marked reviewed